This is a messenger RNA of Closterium sp. Naga37s-1, 462 nucleotides long. NCBI's taxonomy places the organism in Eukaryota, Viridiplantae, Streptophyta, Zygnematophyceae, Desmidiales, Closteriaceae. The record is from the annotation of a GenBank genome assembly.
AUGGUGAAGAAGCGAAAGGCGAAGAACCAGGGCGGGGCUGGCGACAUGGACAUGGGGGACGUCGCCGCGCCUUCCGCCGCGACAUUCUCCGCGGGAGCCGCUAAGGACGUCGCGGCCGCCGGAUUUUCCGCCGCUUCAGCCGCCGUGGGAGGCGCCGAUGCAUCCGGCGAGGCGGGAGGUCCGAUCGCUGGCGGCAACGCGAUGGACACGAGUGAGACGAUGGGGUUCACGGUGAUCAAGGCCUCGGCUGAGAGCGCUCGCAGCACACCCGCUCUACCAGCCAUAAGACUGCAAAAGGCCACUCUCUCUGCAAAGGCCACACUCUCUCUUGCAAGCAGUGCGGAUUCUGUUCAGUUGCAUGCCCCUUCUGUUCUUAUCAACCUCAUGCUCCUCAACUCACCUUCUCACACUGACAUACAUCAACCAUCUCCCCACACUGACAUGUUAGAUUUGGUGCGUUAA